AAAUGAAAUCUCAAUUGAGGAAAGAUCAAUAUGCUGGCAAAAUCUGUUGCCCCACAAAAUUCCUAUGAUAUAUCAAAAAUUUAUCUUGUUUCAAGUCGGAUUUAUUGUCUUCAGCUUGCGGGGGAAUGCAAACCAAGUUCAAGAAAUUGCGGAUUUUCAUAUUCGUUUGCUGCUAAACCUAAAAAAAGUGGAAUAUUCUUGUUAAAGGCACAUGCUGCUGCUGCUGAAACUAAUCAGCCGGAAUGGUGGGAAAAGAAUGCUGGCCCGAAUAUGAUUGACAUUAAAUCCACACAAGAAUUUGUAGACGCAUUGAGUCAGGCUGGAGAUAGAUUGGUCAUUGUCGAAUUCUUUGGUGCGUGGUGUGCUUCUUGUCGAGCUCUAUUUCCCAAAAUCUGCAGGUUUGCCGAGCAACACCCAGAAAUCAUUUUCCUUAAGGUGAACUUCGAUGAGAACAAGCCCCUCUGCAAAAGCCUAAACAUAAAGGUUCUUCCGUAUUUCCACUUCUACAAGGGAGCUGAUGGCUUGGUUGACUCGUUCUCAUGCUCUCUUGCCAAGCUCCAGAAACUGAAGGAUGCCAUCGCGACUCAUAACAAAGCUCGUCAUAGCAAUAGCACCCCGGAUUCUAAUGGUGGCGUUGGUGAUAGCGUGGAUGUAUCUGCAUCUCACGAUGACAUUCAAUUGUGACCCGAAUUCGAGUUUGUAGCUUUCUAAUUUUUCCAAUCUGUGCAACUUUGUACAUAGAUAGAUAGCUCUUUGUAAAAGUAACUGAAUAUAUGCUUUGCCCAUCCAAAUUUCCAGUCUAUUUGGUUAUAAUCUGAUUGUUUCUUA
Messenger RNA from Salvia splendens (bonfire salvia), 828 nucleotides. RefSeq names its product thioredoxin-like 2, chloroplastic. Gene Ontology annotation, biological process: cell redox homeostasis. Gene Ontology annotation, cellular component: chloroplast. Bases 31 to 684 code for a protein of 217 amino acids. The transcript is spliced from 5 exons. NCBI's taxonomy places the organism in Eukaryota, Viridiplantae, Streptophyta, Magnoliopsida, Lamiales, Lamiaceae. The record is from RefSeq and is a predicted model, not a curated record.